Molecule: messenger RNA, 849 nt
Organism: Cloeon dipterum
Lineage: Eukaryota; Metazoa; Arthropoda; Insecta; Ephemeroptera; Baetidae
Product: ganglioside GM2 activator-like
Exons: 3
Coding region: 60-722 (220 amino acids)
Biological process (GO): ganglioside catabolic process; lipid transport
Cellular component (GO): cytoplasmic side of plasma membrane
Molecular function (GO): lipid carrier activity; enzyme activator activity
Source: RefSeq, a predicted model, not a curated record
AAAGCUUUCUCUGUCGUCGUCGUGAUCGCCGCCGCCGCCUCCGAGGAAGAAGAAGAGACAUGAGGUUGCUGCCGUUGGCCGCCGCCCUGGCCGCCCUGCUGGCCGCCUCGCACGCCUCGCUGCUCGAGGCCGCCGCCCUCGCCGCCCCCAGACACCCAAGGGCUGCGGUGCGUGCGGCGCGUUCAGGUACCGCGGCGCUCGAGUGGCGCUCGUGCGGCAGCAAAAAGGACCCGAUGCGCCUGCAGAAGCUGGAACUGCUGCCCAACCCUGUCAAGGUGCCGGGAAUCAUGCGAGCCGAAAUGGCCCUGCUCGUCAAGGAAGCCAUCCAGCCGCCCAUCAAGAUGUCGGUGCAGGUGGAGAAGGAAGUGGCGCUUCCGCUGGGCCUGGGCAGCACGUGGGUGCAGCUGCCGUGUCCGGGCGACUCGUGCUCGGUGCCGGACGUGUGUUCGCCGGAGCUGCUGCCGCGGGACGGCUCCGUGUGUCCGGCGCCGUCGCUGGACGGCCGCCCGGCCGACUACAACACGACAAGCGCGUGGCGGGCCUGCGCCUGCCCCAUCCCCAAGGGUUUGUACGCGAUGCCGCCGCUCGAGUUCAACUUGUCGAGUCCGGCGGUGCUGCUGCCCGACUACCUGCUCAACGGCGGCUUCUACGUCAAGAUGAAGCUGACGAGGCACAAGCGCCGCCUCGCCUGCAUCGAAACCCAACUCGAUCUCGACUUCUGACUCCACCCCCCAACCCUAACCCUAUUUAUUUAAUUGUUAGAGCACCCCAAAGACUCGUUCCGACAGUGGCUGUAUUUUAUUUUCACCUCAGACUUAAUAAUUAAUAAAAAUAAUGUGUUGCACUUAA